GGCACCACGCGAUAGUCAAGUUUAUCGCCACCGCCGGCGGACUGGGGCGGAAGACACGCCGCCGGCAGUAGUUCGAAACCAUGCAGAAGGUGCUGAUCCUCGUCGCGCUCCUGGGCGUUGCUGCAGCGUUCAAGACCGCCAACAGUGGUUGCGGCUUCGAAUGCAAGGACGGAGAUUGCGUCGACCUAAACAAGCGGUGCAACGGCCGGGAUGACUGCAGUAACGGCAGAGACGAGGAAUCGGCGCUUUGUGACGCACUCCCCACGGUGGCACUGCCUGUCAACACCACCGUGACGGCGCGGGUGCAGCACGGGGCGCACUCUGGAGUGCUACUGCUCCUAUGCGGCAAGAGUUGCACCAAGGUGUGGCUGGUGGGGACCGGCGAAGAGGGGGAGCUGCGGCACUGGACGUGGAUGUGCGACGCCCAUGGAGGGAAAUGCUCGAAAGUCCAGUCGGCUUCCGUGACCACUGGCUUCGGGCACGGCGAGAUCGAGCUGGUGGUGCAGCACCGGGCCAACGAGCUGGCAGUGUGGCGGAAAGACCACCCGGCCGAUGUGGUGACCGCCGCCGUGGACCCCACCAAGAGCGCCAGCCGGCCCAGCACCCUGCGCAUCAGGCCGCACACUUGGGAGCAGGACAUGCCGGUGCAAUUCAGUGAUGCUACAGUUGCCUGAACUUAAUUGCUGCGUUUCAAGAGCGUGGUCUGCCCAGGAGAAACUCAAACAUCGACCCUGACACGGCGGGUGAAGACAAUGGAAGAAAGUAAAAAUGGAAAAUUUUAGAAGUAAAGAAUAAAUAAUCAUUGUACCCAGAAA
Molecule: messenger RNA, 815 nt
Organism: Thrips palmi
Lineage: Eukaryota; Metazoa; Arthropoda; Insecta; Thysanoptera; Thripidae
Exons: 5
Coding region: 81-674 (197 amino acids)
Molecular function (GO): protein binding
Source: RefSeq, a predicted model, not a curated record